AUGAGGGUCAGUGGCGUGAGGAACAGCGAAGUCUUGUUGAAGACCUCCAGCUUCGGUGAUAAAAACGUCAGCAGCAUAACCAUUGUCGCACUGUGGCACAGGGACUUCGGCUGGGCGAGCAGCAUCUGCCUGCAGAAGAACUGCAGCAUUGGCAACAACGGCCGGAGAGUGCACAUCAACAUCAGAGGCAGGUCCGUCGUGAGUUCCAUGGGCAUCGGCAGGAUCGAAGAGGCAGUUGUUUUCCUAGUCCGCUACUUCCCGUCGUUCCUGUUCGUCUUCUUGGUGCUUACGGUACUCCUGUUGGUCCGGUCGCUGUUCUAUGUCGUGGAGUCCUUCUGGGUCCUGUGCUACGUGUUCGGACAGGCGAGCGCAGAGAAAAGCGUGAUCCUGCUGCACGGCUUCGGCGACGCAGGUGCGAAGUUCCUGGGCGAGACGCUCUCUGUGCUGACGAAGAUCGAGGACGUCCGGCUGCUGCUGCCACAGGCGCCCGUGGAGCAGUUGCAGGGCGAGGCGCUGCAGUCCUGGUACCUGCCCACCAACGGGCAGUGGGUCGUCGACGACGGCAUCGCCGCGCCGGCCAUCGCGUACGUCCACGCGAUGAUCAGGCGAGAGGUAGCCCGUGGAGUACCACCUCACCAGAUAGUGGUGGGCGGCUUCGCGCAGGGGGGCAGCUGUGGCGUCCGGGCCGCGCUGAGCUUCCCAGACGCGCCGUUGGGUGGUGCGGUCGCGCUCUCGUCCUUCUUCGGCUCGAACGCCGCCGCCGUGGCUCCCGCGAACAGGCGCCUGAAGGUGCUGGUGUGUCACGGCAAGGAGGACGAGCUCGUGCCCUUCUCGGAGGGGGAGCGGACGGCCAGCGUGCUCCGCAGCCUGCUCGGCAGGCACGACCAGGUCGCCUUCAAGGAGUACGAGUGGAAGCACGGCGUCGCCACCGACGAGGUCAGCGACAUCCUCGAGUUCCUCAACGAGCGUUUCUCGGAGCAGCCGGACGAGCCCAUGGCGUUCGACCCCGCAGGGGUCUCCGACAUCUCCGCGACGCCAUCGUGGGAGGACGUGUCCACGCUCCCAGACGCGCCCCCAGAGGGCGUGCCCACGCUCGACCCCGCCGUCAUGCUGGAGAUCCUCGGGGACGAGGAGCUGCAGCGCGCGGCCCAGGACCCGGAGGCGAUGGCCGUCAUGCAGGACGUCAUGAUGAACCCCGACAACCUGGACAGGCACACUGGCAACCCCCGGGUCCAGGAGGUCGUGGGCAGGCUGAGGAAGCACCUGCGGCGAGCCCCCGCGCCGAUGGCCGACUGA
Messenger RNA from Prorocentrum cordatum, 1296 nucleotides. The record is from the annotation of a GenBank genome assembly. Lineage: Eukaryota; Dinophyceae; Prorocentrales; Prorocentraceae.